AUGGCUGACGAUAUGGAUUUAUUCGGAGGAGAACUCACCGCAGAAGAAAAGGCCGCAGAGGAACAACGCAAAGCUGAGAAGGCCAAGAAAGUCAAAGAAGAACCAAAGGGCAGAUCACAAAUCGUUUUCGAAGUCAAGCCAUGGGGUGAAGACACUGAUAUGGCCGCUAUGGAAGCUGCUAUCAGAGGCAUUCAAAAGGAAGGGCUCAUGUGGGGAGCUGCCAGACUUGAGCCAGUUGUCCACACCAUCAAAAUGUUGGUCAUCAUGAUGAACGUCGAUGAUGAAGUCAACACCCAGGAAGUCCAAGACGAAAUUGAAGAACUCGAGGACUAUGUUCAGUCCGUCGAUAUUAGAUCCUUCACUAAGCUUUAA
Molecule: messenger RNA, 372 nt
Organism: Entamoeba invadens IP1
Lineage: Eukaryota; Evosea; Mastigamoebida; Endamoebidae
Product: elongation factor 1-beta, putative
Exons: 1
Coding region: 1-372 (123 amino acids)
Biological process (GO): translational elongation
Cellular component (GO): cytosol
Molecular function (GO): guanyl-nucleotide exchange factor activity; translation elongation factor activity
Source: RefSeq, a predicted model, not a curated record